This is a messenger RNA of Anopheles marshallii, 2478 nucleotides long. RefSeq lists its product as uncharacterized. NCBI's taxonomy places the organism in Eukaryota, Metazoa, Arthropoda, Insecta, Diptera, Culicidae. The record is from RefSeq and is a predicted model, not a curated record. Bases 1 to 2478 code for a protein of 825 amino acids. The transcript has 4 exons.
AUGGGGAAGAACCGAAGCAAAACCUGCCAAAAGAACCUCCAGGUCGACAUUUCUCCCGUGGCUGCAGGCUGGGGACAGAACAGCGACACAAAGUUGUUCGUCAAUCGCUGGAUUGUGUCACUGUUGGUAGCGCUGGUAGUGCUGGAUGGCGGAGUGCAAGCUUAUCGCUAUUACAGAAGAAUGGGCAAUCGGUUUCAGCCUGUAAUGAUGAAACCGAUGCCGGUAGGCCGAUUUGGUUUCGUUCGUGCCGAAAAUCCCAACGCGGACGGAGCGAUGGAUGCAAAGUCCGGCGAAGAAAGCUCCGAAACUGCAGCACCUGCGAUGGACGGUAUGCAAGGGCACGAAAUGCACGCGCCAGAGAUGCGUGAGAUGAUCCACGAGAGUCCGCACCCGGUUGAGAUCGAUAUGGGUCCGGGAAUGCAGGCACGCAUCAUGGGCUUUGCGGGAGAGCUGGACGGCGAAGGUAACUUUGGCCGUGCUGCAGAGGGAGCUGAGGAAGAGGAAGAAGAGGGUGCCCAGUUCCGCCAUUUUAAGCACAAGAAGCACAAGAAGCACAAGCACGUCAUCCACACGCAUCACCACUAUCACCACAAGAAGGAAGGCCACGGUGGUGGAUACGGUCAUCAUGGGUACGGUAAGCAUGACAGCUAUGGACACCACGGACACGGCGGUGGACACCAUGGUUAUGGUCACGGUGGUGGUCACGGCCAUCAUGGCGGCGACGAUGAUGACUACGAGCCCACGUACGGUCACCAUGGACGGUAUCGGCGCUCGUCGAUGAGUGAAAUGUCCCACCCGGAGGGACAGACACCGGAUGCUCAGGCUUUAGAUCGUACCGCACUGACACAUUCAUCCCCGGAACUUCCGAUUCCGAUGGAGGCCUCGCCGGCCGACCCCAGCACACCAACAGUUUACCGACAGUCCGUCAGCAGGCGACAGCUGGUACGAAGCAAGAACGAGCGACUGGCGCAGAUUGGACGUGAUCGGGCACAGCGAGCAAACAGGUUACGAUCGAUGACAAAGCGUAUGAUUGAAGGGCUGGAGGGUGGGCGCACGGGUCGGAUGACGGGAGAGGAGGAUGGUGCGGCGGGUGAGGGAUCUGUACCGCAGCGCGGUUGGCUACAAAGAAGACGCACGAAAUCGGAAUGGCGUCGGCGAGAUCUGAAUACGGGCCGUCGUCGAAGACCGAUCGAGGUGGAACAGGUGAUCGAGCGAAGAACACCAGAAGAACCGGUGCUUCCGUUGCUAACACCUCCAGUGCUGACUCCGGAACUUCCGGUGGUGUCCGAGAGAGGCAAUAUGGAAGAAGAACAGGAACCGAUAGAAGCGAGGUACGAUGAGCCGGAGUGUGAUGAUCCGAUCGGUUCCAAUUUCUACGUGGACGAGCAACAGCUCACUACCACGUCCACUACACCUCGCGCACCGGAACAUCGUUUAGAAGAGGAACUUGAACCAAGGCUUGUUCCGUUUGGCAACGAGCUUGAUCAGGAAGCAAGUUUGGAAGUCCCACUAGAUACGUUUGUUGCGCAACAGCGCGAAGAAGCUAAAAGCAAACCCUCCAGCAAUAGGAACUCACUCUGGAGAGGCCUUUCGAAGCGUUUGAGUGCGUUCCGCGAACGACAGGCAGACAGAAGCGAGCGCAGGAAGAUGGUCAAACAGCCUGAACCACCCACCACUACGACCGCUGACCCGAACGAUGAGGAGGGGUAUGAUUCGAACGAAAUAGUCGAGUACUACCAGCAGGAUGUGGGUCGAGUCCUCUACCGAAUGGCUAACGGGCGGCUUCUGGAGGAACCGCAGCGUCUACAUCUUCGCCGCAGUGCUGAAGGUGAUGAAGACUCCGACACACCGCAACGCAAAAGAAGACUCAAUCGGCUGUCCAACCGAACGCACCGAAGACGUAAGCCUGCCAAACACAACUCACUGCCCGAACCGAAGACUCCAGAAACUAGCAACGACGCCGGAAAGCCUGUGAUCAAUAUCGGUACGUUCCGGUUGGCGGAUACGUACGAUGGUGGAGCCGCUGCCGCGUUGGAAAACACUGGAGCCGCCCGGACCGUAUCAGGCACUGGGCCCUCGGACAUGGACAGCUACAUCCUGCAGAAGGUCCGUGAGUACUGCAGCACGUCUUGCGCAUCCGGCAAAUCGGCGGCCCCAGUUAUCAUCGUGCCGGAAAAGCCCUCUUACCACGUGGCGUACGCACCCGCUGCCGUUGCAGCGGCUGCGAACGAACCGAUCGUGGGUAGUAGCAAACAACUCAUCGUACAGCCUCCCUCCACGUACGAAGCCGCAACAACGUCUGCCCCGAAAUCGGCCAACCCACCCGCCUGCCCCACCAAGAUCGUCAAGUGCAUCCCGAAGGCGUUGGCCAGCGGUAGCAAACGAUCGCGCAAAACCGACCCAUCGAACGAUCAGCAGGCGGAGGACAAAGAGUCCAACCCGCUGGUUUCGCUGGCAAGAGGAAGUAUGACACCGUAG